GGUCUAGACCCAAAACCAUUCGAAGCCUCUCUUCCACUGGUCGUCUUCUUCCAUAAUCAUAGCUCCAUUUUCACUGCCGUCUCUCUCUCUCUCCAGCCAGCAUCCGCCGCAGCUUCUUUAUCAUAUAAUAUGAGGCGGCGUCGACGAACGAAUAAAGAAGAUCUUGCUUUUUGAACUCACUCGCGACGGCGGAAGGACGGCGUUUAACCUCUAGGGGUCUUUCCCGAAGCUGAUAUUAAUUUAUCGAUAAGAUGCAGACUCUAUUAGUGACUAUGGAAAAGUCGCUACUUUUCAUUCGUUUCUAUUACUCCGGAAUCCAAACCAUUGAAUCGAUGACGGACCGUGUUCGUCAGGUGUAUAAUGAGUUCGUCUGGAGCAAAUUUGACUUAGUACAACAUUAUUGUCACCUGUCUAAUAGAAGACGAGAUGAUCCAUGGCUUUCUGCCUCAAAUGAUCGGACAAUUGAUGAUGACUGUCGCCUAGAAAUGAAGAGUUGGCUCCCUAACAACAAUGAUAAUGAUAAUGAAAAUCCUUCUGCAGUGUUCAACUUACUGGACUCAAUGCUGAAAGACAGUUUGGAGAAACUCAAAUCAAUGAGGGAAAGUAUCGUGUGGCCAGAUACAUGCCCAAAACUUCUUACAUCAAAAUCCGAGUAUAAUCAACAGGCAGCCCAAAUAAGGAUGUUGAGCUUGGAAGGAAAUGCAGGGUUAGCACAAAAUCUUUGGAGAAAAAUGGUUCAGAAUGGUCUUAUUCCUGAUAUAUUAACACAUAAUUACCUCUUAAAUGGGUUUUGCAAAGCUGGUAACAUAGAAAAGGCAGAAUGGCUAUUAGAAGAGAUGUUAGAGAGAGGUUGUGCCCCUAAUUGUGUUACCUAUAACACUUUAAUUAAAGGUUAUUGUCUCAGAAAUGACUUUGAUAGAGUAAACGAUAUCUUAUCUACAAUGGGAAAUAAGGGUGUUACACCCAGUAGAGUGACCUUCAAUAUGGUUAUAAACGCACUUUGCAAGACAGGUUUUAUAGAUGAUGCCAGGAGAAUUCUUAAAAAGAUAUUGGAUGAAAAAUGUGAAAAGGAAAGCUUGAACUUGAUCCCCUCAACCAUUCUUAUUGAUAGUUUUUUCAAGAAGGGCGAUAUUAAUCAGGCGAUGGCUCAUAUUGAGGCUAUUUCCCAACUAGAUGUAGUUUCAUAUAAUGUCAUCAUCAAUGGAUUCUGCUUGAAUCGUAAUAUAAGCCUAGCGUUAAGAUACUUAUCCGCAAUGUAUAAAAGUGGUUUCCGACCUGAUAUUUUCACUUUCAACACUCUUAUCAGCGUCUUCUGUAAGGAAGGGAAAAUGGCCGAGGCUUGUUAUAUUUUCAGCGCUAUGUUGAAAAUGGGUGUGUCUCAUGAUCAUAUCUCGUAUAAGAUUCUUAUUCAAGGGCUGUGUAUUCAGGGCAAUAUAGCUAUGGCUCUUAAUUUUCUUCGUAAUAUGCUUGAGGAUUCCAUUUUACCAGAACCUCUUAUUUGGAAUGUGAUUAUUGAUGGAUUUGGUAGAUAUGGUGAUUUACAAAACGCUCUUUUAGUUAGAGACGAAAUGUUGGCCUAUGAUGUAUUGCCAAAUUCUUUUACAUAUAAUGCAUUGAUUCGUGCACAUAUAGAAAGUGGGAACAUUGAUGAGGCUUAUUCACUCAAAAGUAGUAUGCUUUUAGCUGGCAUUCAUCCUGAUUUAGUCACUUAUAAUCUUUUGUUAGGUGCUUCACUUAACUAUGGUGAUAUCAAUUCUGCACUUUGGUUAUUUGAUGAAAUGGUCAGAGAAGGAUAUGAACCUGAUACAAUAACUUACACUCAGCUUAUUAAAAAUUCCUGCGGAAGAGGCCAAAUAGAGGAGGCAGAAACACUAUUUGGCAGGUUAAGGAAGUUGAAGUUACCUAUUGAUCACGUUCCUUUUAUAGUACUCAUGAAGAAGUAUUGCAUAUUGAAAGAAUUUGAUAAGGCUUACAGACUUUAUGAACUAUGGUUGAGAAACUACAAACCAUCAAGCUCUAUUCCAUCGACUUCUUAAUAUUACGAAUUGAGUGCAAAUCUACUUGAAGCUGGGCUUUUGAACUUCACUUGAACUAGUUUCAUGUGUUUUGUCCGCAUUGUCCUUGGCUCUUAGAAUCAACUUGCAUGUAGAAGUUUGCAAUGCUUGAAGAUUUUUGAGGGAGGUGAAGGGAGAAGGUAUAACAAUGAACAGGAAGAAGCUGCUAAAAGUGCAACUACUACCAAUAACAGGUUGGUAAAGAAUGUAGAAUGAAGAGAAGAGGCUGCAUUUGAUCCAUUGAAGUAAUAAUAGUAAGGAUUGGAAGGAUUAUUGCCUUGGCCUGCAUUAGGAACCUGAAUAGAAGGGAAGUUAUUACUUCUGGUCUGAGGUGGCGGUGGAGGAAAGAUCCACGUCCAUGCAAGUGGUGGAGAUGGCGGCGGUGUCUUCCUCGGUGGUGGUGCAUGAUAGUAUGACUGCGGAGGCGACUCCAAAACUUUUGGUGGCGGCACCAAUGGUGAAGUGGGUGUUGGGUAUAUUAUUGGUGGUUCUUCUAAUGCUACUGGCGGCGGUGGUGGUGGUGGCAGUCGCCGCUGUGGUGGUGGUGGAAGGAGUAAUUGGGGUGGUGGUGAUUUUGCUACUGAUGGCGAAGGUGGCGAUGAACAUAUGACUGGACAAGUGACACAAUCGCUGAUGCAGAGUAUGCUUGUGUCUGGACCACCGGAUUGAUCCUCCGAAUGCCCUCUCCUACUAAACAUGAGCAUGAACACGACUAGUAAGGUAAAUCUCAACUGUGGAUUCUUCAUUGGUUUUUUCAGGUGGCUUGAGAAAUUCCUCUACUAUAAUGCUUGUGUAAUCAAAAUGGUUAGUCUUGUUUCUGCAAUACCUUGAUACCUUGAUGGAGCUUUAUUUUAUACUAGAAAGAGUUGUCCAAAAGGGGGGACUGAAGAUAAAUAUAGGUUUCAAUUUUUUUUUUCAUCAUUAAUAGAUAAUAAUGCAAUAAACUCGAUUUAUUAUGUUUAUUGUAUGAAACAUUUGUUAUAUUUUAAACAUAUCUUAAUAAAAAUGUGAACUUUUAAAAAUAUGAGAAAGGUCUGAAGAGAGACUUUAUCCCUUCCUCUAAAUACAAUCUACAACUUUGGCAUCA
Impatiens glandulifera is the source of this 3141-nucleotide messenger RNA. RefSeq names its product pentatricopeptide repeat-containing protein At5g24830. Lineage: Eukaryota; Viridiplantae; Streptophyta; Magnoliopsida; Ericales; Balsaminaceae. The record is from RefSeq and is a predicted model, not a curated record. Gene Ontology annotation, molecular function: protein binding. The transcript has 6 exons. The coding region runs from base 252 to 2036 and encodes 594 amino acids.